AAAGCAUCGGCAACCAGCGAGCAGCAAUACGUCAACUGCGCUCGCUCGUUCUCCGCAGUGACACCUGAUUCCACGGUUAUUAAUUAUCACCACAGCCUGUGUUCGCCCUCCAAACAUUCACCACGCCCUUCCCCCUCGUACCGCCUCUACUUGCUCGAGACCUGGAAAGACGCCUUACUGAAUACUCUUAUUAUCAUUCAAGACUGUCGUGUUCGCCGCCGCCACCUUCCCCAGAUCAUAGACGAAACUCUAGGCUCCGCCACAGUUGGCGUAUGACGCAGCCUCAGCUGCUACACGCGCUGGAAUUAUCAGUCCAGUAGCCCAGACAAUUGCCAUUUUCUCCCUUCUCAAACACCUCCUAUGGCCGAUUCGGGGCGCAUAACAGGCGAACGGGUCUUCUGUCAUCAAUGCAAUAAUGAAUGGGAAAGAGCGCAUGGCGGCUUGAUCUGCCCAAGGUGCGAAGGCGAUUUCACAGAGAUUCUAGACCCAGAGACAGAGCCGGACGUUGGUCUUCGCCAUGGACCCUCCAUGACUCCCUCUCCGCCACCUUCGCCCCCCUUACAACCGCUGUUCGACCACAACCCUUGGGCCGAUGACCUGGACCCCGAUCCGCGCAACAACUUCACCACUUUCGAAUUCACGAGCAACAAUGGGGGAGGCAGAAUAUCUUUUAGUACGAGAACGUUGCGGACUGCCGGCAUGGCACCCAUGAAUGUAAUGGACACCCUUGAUGAAGACACUGCCCACGAUUUUGAUAACAUGCUUACCGAUUUGCUGCCACCGCAGGCUCGAGGCAUGCCUCCACCCUUUGGCAAUCUACAUCCAUUCGGAGGAUUUCCUGGCGGAGCGUUUCCCAGAGAUCCGCAUGCCCCCGUGCAGCCGGGAAACCUGCAAGACUUGUUCGGGCUGAUCCUGCAAUCAAUGCAACCUCCGACCAUGACUCGUGGCGAGAUGGACGACCGUCGUGGACAAGACCUCCCACCUCAUCCGUUCGAUCUCCUGCACCAACUAUUCAACCCGGGAAACGCACAACAUGGCGACAUGGUCUUCAGCCAGGAAGCAUUUGACCGUGUCAUGUCGCAGCUUAUGGAACAGAACAACGGAAGCAAUGCACCACCACCCGCGUCGGAAGACGCCAUCCAAUCGCUGGGAAAGAAGAAAGUGGACAAGGAGAUGCUGGGCACCGAAGGAAAGGCUGAAUGUUCGAUAUGUAUGGACAAUGUGGAUUUGGGCGACGAAGUGACAGUCUUACCUUGCAACCACUGGUUUCAUGGUGACUGCGUGACAGCCUGGCUGAAGGAACACGAUACAUGUCCGCAUUGUCGAAACCCUAUCACGAACUCCGAUCAACGACAGCAGCCAGGAUCUUCACGGCGGAGACCAAGUCGACGAGCGUCAUCCGUUUCGAGUCCACGCGGUUUCGGCCCGGAAGGGAGUCGUUAUAAUCCAGUCUCGAUCCCGGAAAGCCCCAGUGACUUACGAGAAGCACGGCAGUCUUACUAUGGGAGGAGAAGAGAUGCAGAUACAGAACGUCCCGUGCCCAUUCGACAAUCAAGCGGUCAAUCUGGACCCCGACGACAUAGUACGAGAACUGGCAGUGGAGGUAGUGGGGAUAGUAGGAAUCAUCACACUAGUGGCGGCGGAGUUACUGGAUGGAUCAGAGAUCAUUUGCCGUUCUCAUGAUGGCGAAGGCCUUCGAUGAACAUUCAGAGCCUGUACGGCUUCGAAUAUCAUGGCGCAUGACGGCCAGAGAUCUGUCGUUGAUUGCAACGCAACGCGCCUUUGCCGCCACAAUUCGGGCGGGCGGGCACCCCCAAGCCUUCUCUCUCAGGGCACAGGUGUGCUGGCUGAUGAAAUUCCAGCCGACUCCUAGUCCCUCUCCGCGGCCUCCGGAGCUUUUGACUCGGGACAUCAAGGUACUUCAGGCCGAUAUGGUGAGGUGGAACGCUUUGUUUACAUACUAGAGGAAGUCCAAACUACGAGCGGAUAGAUUGGCGAUUCGGGAUAGCGUUGAUGGCGUCGAGGAUCAUAGAACCAGGAUCACAUGACUGGGAGAUGCCGAAUCCGAGUUCUUUCACAUGCAAAUGCCAUCCACCUGAUCAUCAUCAUCGCCC
Molecule: messenger RNA, 2114 nt
Organism: Exophiala xenobiotica
Lineage: Eukaryota; Fungi; Ascomycota; Eurotiomycetes; Chaetothyriales; Herpotrichiellaceae
Exons: 3
Coding region: 361-1683 (440 amino acids)
Source: RefSeq, a predicted model, not a curated record